AUGGAUGCUAUCAGAAAACAAGCUUCGAAGCUUCGAGAACAAGUCGCUCGCCAACAACAGGCUGUUUUGAAACAGUUUGGUGGCGGUGGUUAUGGAGGUUCAGAUAACAUGGUUACUGAUGAGAGAGAGCUUCACCUACAUCAGAGACUUGAGAAGCUUUAUAUAUCAACACGAGCGGGGAAGCAUUAUCAAAGGGACCUUGUUCGUGGAGUAGAAGGUUAUAUUGUUACGGGAUCCAAGCAAGUUGAAAUAGGAACAAAGUUGUCAGAAGAUAAUAGGAAAUAUGGUGCGGAAAAUACGUGUACCAGUGGGGGUACAUUGUGCAGGGCUGCACUAAGUUAUGCGCGAGCUCGUGCCCAAAUGGAGAAGGAGCGUGGAAACUUACUAAAAGCUCUUGGUACACAGGUUGCAGAACCCUUAAGGGCAAUGGUGAUGGGAGCUCCAUUGGAGGAUGCUCGGCAUCUCGCUCAACGUUAUGAUCGAAUGCGACAGGAUGCUGAAGCCCAGGCUAUUGAAGUUUCUAAGCGCCAAGCAAAAGUAAGAGAAAUGCCAGGCAAUUCUGAGAAUGCUAUGAAAUUAGAAGCAGCGGAAGCAAAGCUACAAGACCUGAAGGCAAACAUGACUAUAUUGGGAAAGGAAGCAGCUUCAGCAUUGGCUGCUGUUGAAGCACAGCAGCAGAGGUUAACCCUUCAACGUCUUAUAGCUAUGGUUGAAGCGGAGCGUGCCUAUCACCAAGUAGUCCUACAAACUCUUGAUCAACUUGAGGGAGAGAUGAUAUCUGAAAGACAACGAAUUGAAGCCCCUCCUACUCCUAGUGUGGAUAACAACAUGCCACCACCCCCGCCAUAUGAAGAAGUGAAUGAUGUUUAUGCUUCUCAGACACAUAAUGGAUCAACAGAUAGCAUGGGUUACUUCUUAGGAGAGGUUUUAUUCCCAUACUCUGCUGUAUCUGAAGUGGAGCUGAAUCUAUCUGUUGGUGAUUAUAUUGUCAUUCGAAAGGUGACAAACAACGGAUGGGCCGAGGGUGAAUGCAAAGGCAGAGCAGGCUGGUUUCCAUUCAGUUACACUGAAAGAAGGGAGCGUGUUCUUGCAAGCAAAGUAUCUGAAGUGUUUUAA
Molecule: messenger RNA, 1116 nt
Organism: Vicia faba (fava bean)
Lineage: Eukaryota; Viridiplantae; Streptophyta; Magnoliopsida; Fabales; Fabaceae
Source: the annotation of a GenBank genome assembly